Molecule: messenger RNA, 1336 nt
Organism: Sander lucioperca (pikeperch)
Lineage: Eukaryota; Metazoa; Chordata; Actinopteri; Perciformes; Percidae
Gene: s100u
Product: S100 calcium binding protein U
Exons: 3
Coding region: 227-868 (213 amino acids)
Cellular component (GO): perinuclear region of cytoplasm
Molecular function (GO): calcium ion binding
Source: RefSeq, a predicted model, not a curated record
CUCACUCUUCCAGGUACACGCCCUUUGACUUGUCAGGGGGAAAAGUUUUAAGGAAAAAAAAAAAAAAAAAAAAAAAAAAAACCUAAAUCACGGAAGAGAUUCUGCUGUCCUACUAGUUUGGCAAGUUAUCUAGGCUAAACGCAGCGGAGAAGAGGGCAGAAAUUAAUUUGCGCAAAUUUAUACACUUCUCUUGUCCUGCAGACGGUAUACGAGAGAGAGAGGAGUCAUGGAGUCUGCUAUUCAGACCAUGGUGAAGGUCUUCCUGAAGUCAUCCAAGGGAAAGGAGAAUCUAGGAAAGAGUCAAUUCCAGAGCCUUGUCAAGAGCCAGCUCUCCAACAUUCUUUCGGACACAGACAGCAAAGAGGCGGUCAAUAACAUGGGCCAGGGACUGGAUGCCAAUCAGGACGGCAAGGUUGGUUUUGAGGAGUACUUGAAGCUGGUUGGCUACCUGGCGGUCUCGCUCAGCGAACAGCGCAACCUCGCCAAAGAGGAGCCUGCCCAAAAUGCUGUGUCCGGACAAGUGGCAUUAAGUUCCCCUGGCAAAGAAGAGGAGAAACCAGAGGCAAACGCAGAGGCAAAUGAGGAAGCAAAGCCUGAAGCGAAUAAAGAGGCAAAGGUAGAAGCAGUUGCUGAAGUAAAGGUAGAAGAAAAUGCAGAUGGAAAUGUCAAAGUAACGAUAAAGCCCGAGGUAGCAAAGCAGGAGGAGAAGCCAGCAGCAGUGGUGGCAGCAGCAGCAUUAGAGAAGGCCGCAGUGGAAGUGGUCGUAAAAGAAAAGAAGAAGGAGGAAACAGAAAAGGUGGAGGAAGCUAUAGAGAACCUGGCUGCAGCUGUGGAGGCAGAAGUGAAGAUAGAGGAGACCACCUCAUAGGGGACAAUCCAUUCCUUCACAAAACAAAUCCCACUACAUGCUUACAUUCAGCACGACACAAAACAAAACAUUAAUGCCAAAAUAAGCAAAUAAACCACUAAAGAUUUUUGCCAAAAUACACACAACACUAAAAUACAAGAUAUUGGUAAAAGUUCAAACACUACAAACCCAGCUCUGAAGAAACCCUAUUCCUCAGAUAAAUAAUACAUGACAGUAGAAUCAUUGCUUUGUACUACUAGUUACCACUAUGUUCAUAUGUACAGCAUGUGCAUCCCACUAUAUAGCACAUUUACCUCAUUAUGAUAAUAUACUAUGAUAGCAUGCAGACGUACACUAUCAUAUGCAUGCCAUUUCCCUGUGAAAAGUUUACUACAAAAUAUGAUUUACCUGCAGCAGCACACUGACACACAUGGCCAAAGUGUCACUGCAGCCAAGAUGUUAAGUUUAAAUAACGUCCUCUCCCCACAU